AUGCGUUUGCUUCUCUUGUUGUUUUCGCAAAUCCUCCUGGCUCUUGCCGAGGAGAAUGAAGCCGUGGAAAUGGCUGCGAUGGAAGCACCAGCAGCAUUGAACAACGGUUUUAGCCCACGCUUAUUUGAGGGUGCCGUUGCGCCUGUGCCCUUUGCAAAGCGCCAGGACCUAGGCGUGUGCCCAGAUGGAGGGCACAGGUGCGAGGAUAUAGGCGCUCCCGAUAGCUGCUGCCCCAGCGACCUGUACUGCUACUACAAGGCAGACUGGGAAGUCGGAUGCUGUGGAUUCGGGAAGAACUGCGAUCCUACUUGCACGGGUACCUUGUAUCGGGUAAAUGCGACAAUCACGAGUACAGCCAGUAUUACAGCCAGUAUCACGCAGUCAGGCACAGACACUGGGGCGGCGACUCUAACUGAGACCGUGACUAAGAGGGUGACAACCUUCACCUCUGUAGGCUGCACCCAGAGACCUUGUGCGAUAUCAGAAUAUCAGUGCCCAGAGUCCAUGGGCCACGGCUGCUGCAAUAACAAUCAAGUCUGCGGCUCAAGCGCCCGCUGCCUCGGAACGGUCUCGACCAUCGCAACAGACGUGCCCACCCGCGGCUGCAGCGGUACUCCCAGCGCUACUGAAUGCACCGACGGCGGAUGUUGUCUCAAGGGCCAAACGUGCGCCAAUUCGAGUGGGACCCCGGUAUGCAGCGGCCAAGCCGACGGCCCUGCGGGAUCCAACACCACGACCGUGGACACGGGUCUGUCCCAGAGCGCGCGGGCGGGCAUCGGUGCCGGCGUGGCCAUUGGCGCGGCCCUGGUGAUUGGCGCCGUGACCUGGUUCUGUAUCCGCAGGCGGCGCCGGGCCCCGACGGAUGGCGCCCGGACGCGCACGGGCGGCGGCGGCGUUACGCCCGGUCUGGACGGCGCCACUGCCGCCGGGGGCACCAUGUCCGAGGCCAGUGUCCCGGUGCGCAACCGCGUGCACCGCCAUGGCAUGGUGUACGAAUACCUCGGUCCCACGGCGGUGCCAGGCCCCUUUACGGAAGAAGAAGGCGCGCCGGUCCAUUACGGGGGAGAGACCCACCGCGACCGCGGCGUGCCCGAAUAUCCCCAAGAGCCUGGGGAUAUCAGCAGACCCGUCGAGAUUGGCUCGUCGCCUGAGAUAAUCAAGGAUAAGGAUGAGACGCUGCCCGGCUUCGGCCGGAGCGCGAGCCUGAGGUCUGAUCAUGAUAAUAACCCUCAAGCGACGGAAAACAAUGAGAUUUACGAGCUCGACGCGUUUCCAAGUCCGAGCCCAAUGUCCCCCGAGGAGUUUGCUUCGGCGCAUAGUCAUCCCCUUGGCAGUCCGAGUGACUUCAUUUCGCCCCCAGGGACGUUGAGGAAUGAUUAUUUGGGUUGA
This is a messenger RNA of Pestalotiopsis fici W106-1, 1389 nucleotides long. RefSeq lists its product as uncharacterized. NCBI's taxonomy places the organism in Eukaryota, Fungi, Ascomycota, Sordariomycetes, Amphisphaeriales, Sporocadaceae. The transcript has a single exon. The coding region runs from base 1 to 1389 and encodes 462 amino acids. The record is from RefSeq and is a predicted model, not a curated record.